Nyctereutes procyonoides (raccoon dog) is the source of this 1299-nucleotide messenger RNA. RefSeq names its product testis expressed 26 (gene TEX26). Gene Ontology annotation, cellular component: cytoplasm. Bases 1 to 1299 code for a protein of 432 amino acids. The transcript is spliced from 8 exons. Lineage: Eukaryota; Metazoa; Chordata; Mammalia; Carnivora; Canidae. The record is from RefSeq and is a predicted model, not a curated record.
AUGACUUUCUCUUCAACACUUGUCUUUAUGCUCUUCUCCCCAGAUAUACAAGACAAUGCACAGGAAAGCUCGUUGCAAGAACUACAGGAAUACACGGAAGGAAGGAAGUAUCCAUAUUCCUGGAAGCACAACUCUGCUUUCCGCACCCGGUCUCCAGCCUGCCUGGUGGAGCGCGCCGGCGCCUCCCGCCCCUGUCGGCCCCCCGCUGAGCUGCGGAGAGUGACCCGCGUCUCCAUAGCGACGCGUCACAAAGCAGCCCCGAGCUGCCUGCUGCCCAGAGCGUCCAGUCCAGCAGGGGCAGAGGGCACCGCUAGGGCUUCUUUUGAGCAAGAAUGGCAUUGCCUGGGCCCGAGGCCGCGAGCGCCUCUCAAGACCGCUUCAAGAUGCAGCCAAGCUCUUGACAUUGGCAUGCCAGAGGCUUUGACCUUUGGACUGGUCUCCUCUAGCUAUACUCCUCUUAUGGAUCCCACUCGCUCUCGUGAUGCCACCUGGGAUUCCUAUGCCACCACCAUGAGGACUGCAUUCACGCCCAAGACAGGAGCGGUGCCUGCUCUAAUUCGCCAAAAAAGUAUCAGAAGACUAGGAUAUACAUAUUCCCUUAGUGAUCCUAUUCCCAAUCAGACACAGUACAAUGAUGAGUAUGUUUGGAAAUCACCUUCUAAAGAAGAUUUGAUCAAAACAGGGACUUCAAGAAGAACCAGGAGCCACAAAUUUCACCCCAGUCAAGACCUCUUUCUCUGGACACUACCUCAAGGUCAAUCAGCAGCAUCAAUAAAGAGCUACCUCCCUUGGAAAAUCGCUGCUACAGAAGAAGAGGUUAAGAAGGCAAUAUCAAAUCAGUUUAUUUCCAAUACUAGAAGAGACUUUGUGGACAGAGCAAAAGCUCAGAAGAUUAAGGAAAGUUCUCAGGUGCCUCUGGAACGGAAAAAGUUACUUCCUCGACCUGCAGACACUGAAUUUCGAAGGAAUUACCAAGUUCCAGCUAAAAUUCCUGAGCUACGGGAUUUUAGUUUCAAAUACGGAUGCUACUCAAGCCUACCAGUUGCUUCUCAGGGUCUAGUCCCUUCCGUGCUGUUCAGCCACAUGAGGAAUCAAGAGCGUACAAAGAAGCAGACUAUCUACCAAAGUGAUUACGGGAAAGCCUACCUGGAUUUCUUAAUGAUUUUAAACUCAUUUACGCCUUCUCAAGUCACAGAGUACCUUCAGAAUGUUUCCUACAAAGACAGACAAAUUCUUGAUCGCUUUAUCCGCUCUCACUGUGACUUUGGUUUGGAGCAGAAAAUUAAAGGAAACUGUUGA